UUAGAUCUUGAUAAUAAUGAAAAUGAUGAGAUUUCUAAUCCUGAAGAUAAUGACAAAUCACACGAAGAAUCAUAUGAAGAAUCACGCGAGAGACCACGCGGAAGACCAUGCGGAAGACCACGCAAGAGACCACAAACAAUGUUGUAUGGAACGUCUAGUAAAAUAUCGCAAAAAAAAAAAGAUACUGGCUGUGAUGUGACCGAUAUAAUUAUUCAAAAUUGCUGGUGUAAAACGGGAAUCCUUCCAGACACAAGUGAGGUAGAAAUGGAAUUUGAAUAUCAAGAAUCUGAAAAUAAUCUGGAUGACGAUGAGGUUGCAGAAAUUAUUACAGACUU
Messenger RNA from Racocetra fulgida, 335 nucleotides. NCBI's taxonomy places the organism in Eukaryota, Fungi, Glomeromycota, Glomeromycetes, Diversisporales, Gigasporaceae. The record is from the annotation of a GenBank genome assembly.